Carassius gibelio (silver crucian carp) is the source of this 3665-nucleotide messenger RNA. RefSeq names its product Ras association domain family member 10a (gene rassf10a). The record is from RefSeq and is a predicted model, not a curated record. Lineage: Eukaryota; Metazoa; Chordata; Actinopteri; Cypriniformes; Cyprinidae. The transcript has a single exon. The coding region runs from base 133 to 1443 and encodes 436 amino acids. Gene Ontology annotation, biological process: signal transduction.
UGUAGUUUAGAGACAAACACAACUCUCAGCGCGCGGCGGAGACUCGUCUGUCUGAGUUUUCCCGCGUGUAGCAUUUGAUCAAUGUUAGAGUGCAAGGUAAAACCGGUUUCGUGGACCUCGAUGUGAGUUAUCAUGGAACAAGGGGAGAGCAAAAUCUCGGUGUGGGUAUGCCGGGAGGAGAAGCUGGUGUCCGGACUGUCCAGACGCACCACCUGCGCGGAUGUAGUGAAAGUGCUGCUGGAGGACCAGAGCUUCCAGAAAGGCGCGAUGCUCACCGGUCCUCCACAGUCGUACUGUAUCGUGGAGAAAUGGAGGGGUUAUGAGCGGAUUCUGCCGAAUAAAACCAAAAUCCUGCGGCUGUGGAGCGCCUGGGGCGAUGAGCAGGAGAACGUGCGCUUCGUUCUGGUCAGGAGCGACGCGUCGCUGCCCAACAGCGGACCGAGGAGCGCCGAGGCGCGGGUCGUGCUCAGCAAAGAGAGCCCUUGCCCUACCAGAGCCACCAUGCAGAUUUCACACGACAAACAGCGGAGGAUUGUGCGGAAAGCUUUUAGAAAGUUGGACAAAAUUAAUCAGAAGAAAGAGGAGGCUUCUCCAAAAGACAAACCAUCUGCGGACAAAAUGGAAACGCUCGUCCAUCUCAUUAUUUCGCAGGAUCAUACUAUCCGACAGCAGCUACAGCGAAUAAAAGAGCUGGAUAAUGAAAUCGAGAGGUAUGAAUCAAAAGUUCACUUUGACAGAAUGAAAAUACACGGCGUAAACUACGUGCAAGACACUUAUUUGCUCGAGGAAGGCUUGGAUAGCGAUUCCAGCGCGCAUCCGGACGCGUCCUUUGCGCAGUUUGAGGAAUACGCGUCACGCUGCGACCAAGUCAUUCAACUUCAGGAGGAACUGACCGAGAGGGAGGCUCUGAUGGAGAUACUUACAGGGGAAAUACAAGAAGAACUCAACCACAGGUGGAUGAGACGGCGACAGGAGGAGCUUUCCAGCAAAGACGCGGAGAGCAGUGGAGAAGAAACGGCUCUCAAGGUGACCCCGGUCCCAGUUGCGCCGGACCUCCUAACAGACAAUGACCUCCAGUUAGACGAGGAGAGGAUCAAAACACAACUGGAUACGAGUUUAUACAUCGGGCUGCGCUUGAACACCGAUCUGGAGACGGUGAAGAGCGACUUGGAUAUGAGUCAGGAGCUUCUGGACGCGAAAGAAAAGGAGUUGAGGGAAUUACUCGAAAAGGUUCACAGAUUCGACGAGAUGGAAGAGAAACAGGCGGAAGACAGCAAAGAUGAGGGAGAAACCGAACAACUGCCUUCAGUAGACAAUGUUUGGGUAGAGCAGGCGAGGGGACUGUCCAAAACAUGCACCCAUGAUGAUGACUCGGACACUGGGUUGAGUUCAAUGCACAGCCAGGACUCGGAUAACGCACCUGUUUGCGAGUCUCUUGUGUAACAAGACGAUUUAGAAUCAUUCACUUCGACGCGAACUCAGGGACAUUUCGCCUCUAUUGAUUCAUGAAUCUUCUCUCUUUAUAAGAGAGGAGCGCAUGUAAAUUAUACCAGACUAGUGUUAUGAUCGCCUCGCUCUGUAAUUGCCUCACUCAUACACAUGGAGAAUAGAUUGUAAGGUGCAGCUUUCCAAAUCAUAACUAAUUAACCAAUGCAUAGCCUGAGAUGUCCACUAUGUGCUGACUUAUGUUGCAGUACAAACAGUAUGUAUUUGUUUUUCUGUAGCCUUGUGUGAAAAGCUAGCAUUAGAGUUUUGUGGGGUUUUAUUUCUUCCCAAAUGUUAUAUAACAUCUAAUUUCCCCUUCUGGGAAAACAAAACAGAACUGACGACUCAUCCUGCACUAUACUGAUUUUUAUCUAAUCAGACAUUCUUUAGAAUAAGCAAAUAAAACAUCAUUGGAAUUCGUAGUUGAUGCAUCUGAAGCCUAUUGGCUUUUAAAAAAUAAAAACGUGAGCCUUUCAAUAUGCCCCACCCACAAUUCCGUUUUAACAGGAAAUACAGGGGAAGAAAUCUGACCAGUGCAGCUGUAGCUAUGGCACAAACAUGAACUAUGAUUUGCUAGUCAGUUGCAGGUGGUGUUAUGGGGCGGGGCAUUCUGACUCUAUAGAGCAUGUAAUUGGACAAAAAUCUGUGUAGUGCGGGAUGAGUCAUCAGUGUUUUUGGGCAGUUUAACCAGAAGAAAAUUAUUCAAAAACUUAUUUUUUUCAACGUUGAGCAUAUAGAAUUCCUAUGGACUAAAACCCACAAAACACUAAUUUUGAUUUAAUAGGGUCUUGAGAAUUAUUUAUUGAACAGCAUUUAGGCGGAUCAAAUAUCUGCAUUGAGCAAAUAUGUGCUAAUCACUUCAAUGUUCACCAGCUGACUAAUUAGAACAAUCCACUAACAGCUUUUACUCUAGGAAUCAAUUUGCAUAACAAGAAAACAUCCUUUGCUGUGGGAACUGAAGUUGUGGGAAUCAAGAGGUGCGUGCGACACGCUGCUGUUUAUUCAUACUUCUGAGGAGCUGAUGCGUGAAUCCCUGUUUGCUCACGGUUUUGACUUCAACAAGACAGCUCCAAUUAAACCAAAUGUAGUGUCUUCUAGACACACUGGAAUUUACUGUUAAGUCAUUUCUGCUUUUUUUUCCCUCUUUAUACACAUUUUUAUUUUUAGUCACGAGGGACCUCUAGGAUCAAAUAAUAACUUUGUCAUUGACUCAUCUUAUACAGUACAUAUGAUUUCUCUAUUGCAACUAAUAGCGAAAUUAUCAAGUGGAAUGUUUUUGAAUGCUGUUGUAGCAUUUCAUCAACUUCAGAAUCCAACUUGAAAAUUAAGUUUAGUACAAAUGCAUUAUAAAACAGUAAUAUACUCAUGUAAAACAUGCCAGAAACGUUCAUUUUGCUUCAGUAUGACCUCAGCAUCAUAACCAAUAUAGAGUUUCUUAAGUUUAGAAAGGGCAUCCGUCCAACGCAAUGCAGCAGAGUCACUGAGUUCAGGGAUUCUGUGCUGUAUGAAGAGGAUUUAAGAGUUAAGCCUAAAAUGUGAUGUUUUAAAACAGAGGAGGAAAAGGGAAAGAACCGCCCUCACACUUGAUUCUCAAUUUAGUUUUAAGAGAUGAAUUAUGACAUUUGGAAAAGCCCUAAUAUGUCAGCUCACAGAUAAAAGAGGCAAUUGUACAAAAAAAAGAGCAUUUUUAAAUUUUAAUAAUAUAAACAUCAAAUUAAUGUUGCAAGAAGUCCUCUGUUUUUUGCUCUAUGAUUUAUGCUCUAAAAUAGAGCAGUUUAUUUAAUAAUGUUGCUGAUAAAUAAUUAGCCAUUUAAAAUGAGGCAAAUCCAUCAGAAGUGGUAUAAAAGGGGAAAAUGCUGGGUCUGGCAGCAGUGAGUUCUGUGAUUAAAGUCGAAGAGGAGGAGGAGGGGGGGACAGAUGAUAAAGCGCCAUUAAUCUGGAUCGGAUUGAACCAUUUCAAAUAAACAACAGCUCUGACGGGUUUGGAAGAGAUUCAAGAACAGCUGGACGAGCAGGAAAGCACAGCGUGCCAAUGUGGGACAAACAGCGGCAACACAACCUUCAGGAUUAAACUUGGAAUCGCAAGAACUGCUAUAUUGUACAAAUGUAGAUCUGAUGUUUGCCAUUAUUUAUUGUCCUGUUUGUCUGUGUAAAAUAAAAGCAGGGGAUUGUGACGAUAA